AUGAACAUGUCCAAGAUGCUGCUGCGCCAGAAAAUUUGUAAUGUGAACGACAUACAUGAAAAAGAUAAAGAAUUAGUCGAUGAUAGCACUGAACAAUCGCAAAAUCUUCUCAAUAAUUUUGAGUAUGUAAAUCAUUCGAGCGUAGGUGUGCUUCAAAAUAGUACAAAUCCCCAAACUUACCAAACGUAUCACAGCAAUAAAUUGGCUAAUAAUAUUGCAGGCACUACAGUUACUGGCUAUAGUAAUACGAAUACAGGAAGUGGGCAUACUAAAUUACAAGAAGUCAUUAACCUUAAUGUUAUAAAACAAAAAGAAUUGGGCUACAACAGCAAUAAGCUAUCACAAAAAAUACUGAGUCAUUUUGAUUGUGGCAGUUAUACGGUCGCAGGUGUGCAUCAAAAUAAUCCCAAAAAUUACCAACCGCUUCAUAAUAAGAUACCUGAUAGUAUCAUCAUCGAUUCUAGAUAUGAAGUUAUUAACUUUAAUAAUGCGAAUACAGGAAAUAGUAAUACUACAUCGAAAUUAAGUGAUCUGAAUGCUAUACAACAAAAAGAAAAAGAAUUAGGCGGCGAGAAUAAAGAGCUAUCACAAAAUGUUCAUAAGAACAAAACUAAUGCAAUCGUUGGAAUCCAUAAAAAUAAUACAAAUUGCAAAAAUUACCAAACGCAACAAAUUCCUGUGACACAUAGCUGGUAUAGCAAAGAUGAUACGUUUUCAAAAAUUAACCAAAAACCAGAAAUUUUUCAUAAUGUACAAGAUAAUACGAUAUUCAAAAGCAACACACAAAAUAUCACUGAGAUACCUAAAGAGAUUCAACACAAAAUGGCAAACGAUCCCUCACAAAAUCAAGAAAAUGCAAUUGGAAAAGUGAAAAGACGAAGGAGAAAUGUAAAAAAAGAUAUUGUAAAAACAACAAAAAAGAGAACUUACAGUAGAAAAAAUAAAGACAAUGCUGUUACUGCACGAAACGAUUUAAGUAAGGAAGAAACAGUUCAUUUAGCUGUCCAAGACGCGAUAAAUCCUGGAAAUUCCGUUGACAAUUCAAUGCAAAAGAAUCAACAUACUAUUUCAAAAAAUAAAAGAGAUGAAAUCGAUAUUUCUUGGGUGGAAAAUAUGAAAUUCGUUAGAGCAAUAGAGGCAGAGGAAUACUUCAAGUUUGAUAAUUUAGAAGAAUCUUUUUGGACCGAUUUAUCUCUUCCAUCGAAUAUUAGUUUAACUGAUUUCGAACAUGAUAAUAUAAAUAUUUGGAAGAACUAGAUG
Messenger RNA from Maniola jurtina (meadow brown), 1260 nucleotides. RefSeq names its product GATA zinc finger domain-containing protein 14-like. The coding region runs from base 1 to 1257 and encodes 418 amino acids. The record is from RefSeq and is a predicted model, not a curated record. NCBI's taxonomy places the organism in Eukaryota, Metazoa, Arthropoda, Insecta, Lepidoptera, Nymphalidae. The transcript is spliced from 2 exons.